Cajanus cajan (pigeon pea) is the source of this 1275-nucleotide messenger RNA. RefSeq lists its product as uncharacterized. Gene Ontology annotation, cellular component: cytoplasmic dynein complex. NCBI's taxonomy places the organism in Eukaryota, Viridiplantae, Streptophyta, Magnoliopsida, Fabales, Fabaceae. Gene Ontology annotation, biological process: microtubule-based process. Gene Ontology annotation, molecular function: dynein intermediate chain binding. The record is from RefSeq and is a predicted model, not a curated record.
CCACACAAGUCCCCAUCUAGUGCACAGUAGUAAGUAGCAUGAAGACACGCAAAGUGGCCACCACCAUCCUUGUUUUCUUCUCUUCACUUUAACUUAUUUCCCCAACUCUAUAUCUCACUCUCUGCAACUGCAAACUCACUUCGCACUUUCCACCUUCCACCUUCCACCUUCUCCAUGGCGCACCGCUCCUCCCACCAACGUCGCAACUUGGACCCUCCACAACCCAAUCCCACCAACGCAGAUCCCAUUCAGACCUACCAACCCUCUUUUUUGGUUAAACAAUUGACCAGCCUCAACUUGAGUCACGCUCACAAAACCCGUCCACCCCGAAAACACUCUCCUCUUGUUGAAACCCGUGUGCAGGCCAAGGCCAUGACGACCUCUGCUAUAGUUACUGUGCCUGCCAAGAAAACCCACAAAGAGCAUCCCAAAAGGGCGUGUUUGGAAUUGGAAAGGAGGAAACUUGAUGAACCUACUGAAAAGGGUGUGGUCGAGGUCGAGAAAACCAGGACUAGGAAUCCUCAUUUGGAGAAACAUGAUGACGAUGUUGCUGAGAGAAUGUCCGUGUCUGUGUCUAUGUCUCUUGCUCCCGGUGGGGGUAGAAGGAGAUCCUUCCGUGGGUCACAGGCUGAUUUAAGAGAUGUCUUUGCGAUCAAUGGUGCCAAAAUGGUUUCGGUUGAUAUGCCACCGUUUAUGCAGAUCCAUGCUGUGGACUGUGCCAGAAAAGCUUUAGAUAGCAUGGAGAAGUUCACAUCCAAGACCCUUGCGCUCUCCCUCAAGAAGGAAUUUGAUGGGGUGUAUGGGCCGGCAUGGCACUGUAUUGUGGGGACUAGUUUUGGCUCCUUUGUCACGCAUUCCGUUGGAGGCUUUCUAUAUUUUUCCAUGGAUCAAAAAUUAUACAUCCUUUUAUUUAAGACCGCGGUGCAAAAAGCAGGUUCAACUUGAAGGCAAUGGUGGCAAGAAUUUUGCUGCACAAAGUCACAAAGGUUUAGAGUGGAACCAUACUCUGUACAUUAAAAAAGGGAUCACCCACUUUAUUUCCCUCUUUGUGGGUCUCAACGGUGUGUAACAAAUGGAAGAAAUCGACUUUACAAGGGACAUGCCUCAAUUGUUGUUGGGUAUAUCUACAUGUCAUGUAUCUAACUUUUUGGCUGAAAUCUAAUUUGAUUGUACAAUUAUUAAAAUUUUAAUUUUUAAAUUAUUUUAUUUCAAUUAAUUGUAUCUAGUUGCUACAAACUAUAACAACAAAUUUCUGCCUAACGAUUAUGUUUGAAG